UCCACCCGCGGCAUUUCUCCUCUCGCCUUCUUAUUUUUGCCCGACAUUCAUCCGCGUGCCUCCGUUCAGUCAGGGUUUUAUUACCUGCAAUUCGAUUCGGGUUCCCCGGACUUGCUUCCUUCUGCUAAAGGGCUUUCCAGCUCACAAAUUCCCCCCUGCUUGCUUCCAUAUCACUCAAUUUCAUUUCCCACAAGUCUAAGCAAUUUGGCAAGGCUUUUGCUUUUUCUGGUUAUAGCCUAUCUAACCCGAGACCCCUAAUUCUCUAAUAAAGAAACCCAUUGCUCCCAAGCCGAAUGGUUUCCUUAUUAAGCUUUUCAUGGUUUCCUCCGUCCAUACAACAUGGUGUCUCUCGAUCGAAUAAAUUUGUGGCUGCAGAUGCGAGGGCGAUAAAUUCAUUCUAUGCUGCCCAAAGCAACGAGCAUAGGAAGGCUGCUUGUGCUUGUGCUUGUGCGGCUUCUCCACGAAACUUGAUGAGCGAUGAGUCAUCGGCGAUUAAAUUUAAUGGUUCUUCUGAAUCAGAACACUUAAACACAAUAGGGGAUCUUCAGGACGAUUCUGAUGUUCUUAUUGAGUGCAAAGAAGUCUACAAGUCUUUUGGGGAAAAGAAAAUCCUAAAUGGUGUGAGCUUCAAGAUCAGACACGGGGAAGCUGUUGGAAUAAUCGGUCCCUCUGGGACUGGCAAAUCUACUGUCUUGAAGAUUAUCGCAGGAUUGCUUGCUCCGGACAAGGGAGAGGUUUACAUUAGAGGUAAAAAGAGGGCUGGUUUGAUAAGCGAUGAAGAGAUAUCUGGUCUUCGGAUUGGACUAGUGUUCCAAAGUGCAGCUCUUUUUGAUUCUUUGACUGUACGUGAAAAUGUUGGUUUUCUCUUGUACGAACACUCAAGCAUGUCCGAGGAUCAAAUUUCAGAGCUUGUCAAGGAAAGCUUGGCGGCUGUUGGAUUAAAGGGUGUUGAGGAUCGGCUGCCUUCGGAGUUGUCUGGUGGGAUGAAAAAACGGGUUGCCUUGGCUCGGUCCAUUAUUUAUGACACUACAAAUGAUUCAAUAGAACCAGAGGUGCUUUUGUAUGAUGAACCAACUGCGGGACUGGAUCCCAUAGCUUCUACAGUAGUUGAGGAUCUGAUCCGCUCUGUUCACAUAAAAGGACGUGACGCUCUUGGAAAGCCUGGGAAGAUUGCAUCUUAUGUAGUUGUCACCCACCAACAUAGUACCAUUAAAAGAGCUAUUGACAGGUUAUUAUUUUUACACAAGGGUAAGAUUGUCUGGGAAGGAAUGACGCAUGACUUUACCACAUCACCAAAUCCAAUAGUCCAACAGUUUGCGUCUGGCAGCCUGGACGGUCCUAUCAAAUAUUAGGACAGGACGACUUGCUGCUACGGUGGUAGAAUGGAGAACAUAGGGCGUCAGUAAUGUCGAAAUGGAGCCGUGAGAAUGGCGAUGAUAGAGCAUAGUACAGACAGUUCUCAGUAGAUGACUGGGGGAUGAGCAAGCCAUGGACAGCCUUUUUGAUGGGCAAUUAUUUAAUUUAAUUCAACAUAUUGAAUUGGGGCAGCCGGUCAACGUGUUGGAGUGGUCACGGGAAAGGACAUGCUGUUACAUAUAACCAAUAAUAUUAAGAACGGGUUGGCUCUGACCUACACGAAGCACAUGAGACUUAUGGACGGACCUGAUGUGAAUUUGGUACAUCGGGCAGAAAGGGUGGGUGAGACGGAACAUUGAUUAUGGCUUUUCUGUUGUAAAGAAUUCAUAGCAGUUUGAUCGAUGAGCGUCAUAAGUCAUGAUUAUGGAUUCUCUGUUUCACUGAAUCCACCGAAUGCACAGAUCGAGAGUCUGGCAUCAUCCCGCGGUCUCUCUUGACAACAA
Messenger RNA from Neltuma alba, 1859 nucleotides. RefSeq names its product protein TRIGALACTOSYLDIACYLGLYCEROL 3, chloroplastic-like. The transcript is spliced from 10 exons. NCBI's taxonomy places the organism in Eukaryota, Viridiplantae, Streptophyta, Magnoliopsida, Fabales, Fabaceae. Bases 294 to 1352 code for a protein of 352 amino acids. The record is from RefSeq and is a predicted model, not a curated record. Gene Ontology annotation, molecular function: ATP hydrolysis activity; ATP binding.